AAUUCUGUAAAUUGCUAGGUCUAAUUAAUACCGUACUUGUCACAGAAUCAGAUUGGAAUUAUGAAAAUCAUGCAAAGACCAUUUUAGUGUCCAUUGUGUUUUACAUGACAUUUUAAUAUAAAUUUAUAUAAUAUGGUUCGGACAUUACACUAUAUUAUUAAUACAAUCAUCAUGAGCAGAUGAAAGUCGUCUGCUACGCGUGUAUAUUGUGUGGCAACGUUGACGUUACUCUUUUUCCUUUGCUUUUCUGUAAGAUUUAAAAUUAAAAUUUUCUCAAGAAAACUAAUUGUCAAUUGCCGAGAGACGGAUUGCUGAAACAAAUACUAAAAAGAUGGUAAAAUAAUCAGAAAGAAGGGCCGGAUAUUAAAGAAGGCAUACAUUGCAUUCGACGGAUUUUGCUUUAGACAGAGGUUAAAUUGAUCAUCAGCAUGACUUUCCACUUUCAGUUCGGGUUUAACAUGUUCCCGGAGAUUCCGAGGCCCUUUAAUACGCAGUACAAGUGCUUCUCCGUGUCGAUGUUACCAGGAAUUUAUAGACAAGAUGUAGAACGUGGUGGAAAAAUAAUCAUGCCUCCAUCAGCUCUAGAACAACUUACAAGAUUAAAUAUCAAUUAUCCAAUGUUGUUCAAAUUAACGAAUAAGAAAACUAAUAGAAUUACUCAUUGCGGAGUUCUAGAAUUCGUUGCGGAUGAAGGAAAAGUUUAUUUGCCUUAUUGGAUGAUGCAUAACCUUCUUCUGGAAGAAGGGGAGUUGUUAAACGUAGAAAGUGUAUCUCUUCCUAUUGCAAAAUUUUCACGUUUUCAACCACAAUCAGAAGACUUUUUAGAUAUCACAAAUCCAAAAGCAGUAUUAGAAAAUGGUUUAAGAAGUUUUGCAUGUCUCACUACAGGGGAUGUUAUUGCAAUAAAAUAUAAUCAAAGAAUAUAUGAAAUGUGUGUAUUAGAAACUAAACCUGGUCCAGCAGUCAGCAUUAUUGAAUGUGAUAUGAAUGUUGAAUUUGCUCCACCUCUUGGAUAUAAAGAGCCAGAAAGAGAAACAAAAAACAAUGAGAAAGAUGUAGAUCCUGCAGAUUUAAUGCCAACACCUACCGGUUUUGUACCGUUCAAGGGACAAGGAAAUAGAUUAGACGGUAAAAAGCGUAAGGAUUCGUCUCAACUUGAUUCAGUGAUGAAUAAAGUGGCCUAUGUAAGAGGUAUUCCUGAUUAUGAUUAUAAAAUAGGCACUUUGAGGUUUUUAAGAAAUAUGAAGCCUGUUAAUAACAAAGAAGUAAAAGAUCAAGAUGAAUUUAAAGCGUUCACUGGAGAAGGUUUCUCCCUUAGAAAGUCAAGAAAAUGAUAAUGCAAUCUUAAAGAAAUAAUUCGAUCGUAAGUGUAUGUCAUGGGAUCACGUGGUCACAUUUACCAUUAAACUAUUGUACUAUUCUCAAAAUGUAUUCGUUUGUACAAUCACCCAUUGACAGUAUACAUGUAUCUUUGUACCUUAAGUCAAUACAAUAACAUUUUUAAAAUUUA
Messenger RNA from Vespula pensylvanica (western yellowjacket), 1510 nucleotides. It is a transcript of the gene Ufd1-like, whose product is annotated as ubiquitin recognition factor in ER-associated degradation protein 1. Bases 429 to 1334 code for a protein of 301 amino acids. Gene Ontology annotation, molecular function: polyubiquitin modification-dependent protein binding. Lineage: Eukaryota; Metazoa; Arthropoda; Insecta; Hymenoptera; Vespidae. The record is from RefSeq and is a predicted model, not a curated record. The transcript is spliced from 4 exons. Gene Ontology annotation, cellular component: VCP-NPL4-UFD1 AAA ATPase complex.